Molecule: messenger RNA, 1067 nt
Organism: Ostrinia nubilalis (European corn borer)
Lineage: Eukaryota; Metazoa; Arthropoda; Insecta; Lepidoptera; Crambidae
Product: protein-lysine N-methyltransferase EEF2KMT
Exons: 5
Coding region: 48-962 (304 amino acids)
Source: RefSeq, a predicted model, not a curated record
GUGUAACAAACUCGUAAACAAAAAUUGAAUUAAAAUUAUUUCUUAUCAUGUUGUUACCUUUGUCUAAAAAUAUUGAUCUAAUAAAUAUUCUAAUAAAACAGUUUUAUAGAGGUUCUUUGGAUUUUACCAUCAAGACAGAAGAUGUGCAAGAAAUGACUUGGAGUAAACAGGAAAAGUUUUUGAGUGCAACUGUUAACAAUCCACUGAUAAAAAGGUACCCAGUAAAAAGAGAAUUUUCCAGAUUAUUCUUAAAAAAGUUAAUAGCCUUCCUUGAGGGUGUUCAAGAAGUGAAUGAUGGUGUUUAUGAGAAUUUAUGUAAGGUAAUGGAUAGCUCACAAAACGACUUUUGCUAUCGCCAUUAUAUCAUUGGUGAAGGUAUUCAAAAUAUCGUUACUGUAAAGGAAACAAAUAACAUGGUUGUUAAUGGCACAACGGGAUUACGUACGUGGGAGGCAGCAAUUAUGCUCGCAGAUUGGGCAUUGUGUAACAUUGAAAUAAUUAAGGAGAAAAAGAUUCUAGAACUUGGCUCUGGUGUUGGAUUCACUGGUAUUGUAAUUGGAAAAUUUUGUCAACCUGAAUCUAUUUUACUAACUGACUGCCAUGAAGAUGUUCUAAAGACAAUAGAAGAGAAUGUCUCCAUUAAUUUUCCCAUGUUGAAACGGCAUCAAAUGCCUGAAUCUGUUUUAUUCAAGGGUACUGCUGAUGUUUCAUUAGGAAUUAUGAAUUUAGACUGGAAUCACAUUGAUGAUGUUCCAAGUGAAUUAUGUCCAGACAUUAUUAUUGGAAGUGAUAUUAUUUAUGAUCCAGCAAUAAUUAAACCUUUAUGUAACGUCAUAAAAGCUUUGUGUGACAAAAACGAGAAUAUUAAAAUUUACAUCGCUGGAGUGCUAAGAAAUGAAGAAACAUACAACAUGUUUCUGGAAAGAAUAACGUCGUUUUUUUUCUUUUUCAGAAAAUAUUAAUUUAGAAUAUGAAGAUAUACAACUUACGGAAAAUGUUUUUGUAGAAUGGGAUAUUAAGGUAAAACAGUAUUUGUUAAGAAUUAAUAAAAUAUCUGAAACGUGAAA